Messenger RNA from Dufourea novaeangliae, 2024 nucleotides. It is a transcript of the gene Polr1F, whose product is annotated as DNA-directed RNA polymerase I subunit RPA43. Lineage: Eukaryota; Metazoa; Arthropoda; Insecta; Hymenoptera; Halictidae. Bases 198 to 2024 code for a protein of 608 amino acids. Gene Ontology annotation, cellular component: RNA polymerase I complex. The transcript has 4 exons. The record is from RefSeq and is a predicted model, not a curated record. Gene Ontology annotation, biological process: DNA-templated transcription initiation.
ACCCGACAUAAGCCUGAAUUUAUUCGACUAAUGUCACAGCCGACUCUAGUACUAGCCGUGCUGAACAACGUGGCAACACCGCUCAUGGCGGAUUCGGGACUCCAAGACUGCACUUCACUGCCGGCAAAACGCCUUACACUUCGAUUUGCUUUGUGUGCGAUCCACGCGCUAGAGUUACAUUUAUUUAACCAAUCGAAAUGAAAUUUAAAACAUACACUGGAAUUACCUGGUCCACGUUGGAACUGACUGGUUUACUCGAAGACGAAGACUCCCGUGUCUUUUUCGAGAAAUUUAAGAAACACUUCGGCUUGCAUCCUUUCCAUUUAACAAAUCUAAACGCCGCAUUAAACGAAAUAUUAAGUUCUAAUUUAAAUUCUUAUGACACUGAAUUGAAAGGAUUUUUGUUGGCUUACAAGAAUCCCAAAUUAUUGACACCACUGGGAGAAAUAUUUUAUGAUACUUGUUUCAUUCAUGUUGAUAUAGAAGCAGAAUUUUAUGUAUUUAGACCAGAAGUAGGCUGUUUAUUGAAAGGAACCAUCAAUAAGAAAGGUUUAGACUACAUUGGAGUCCUUGUACACAAAACAUUUAAUGUAUCUAUUCCAAAGCCAGAUGACAAAGACAAUUGGUUAGGUGAAAGUCUUGAAAUAGGCCAGGAAGUAAAAUUUGUAGUAACGCUUUUCGAUUCCAACAGUAAAUUACCAUUCAUUCGUGGCACUUUGAAUCCAGACAAUUAUCUAGAAGGUUGCAGACUCAGUGAGCAAAAAUUGAACAGAAUAUCGAAUCAGAAUAACAAAGAAUGUGUAAUAAAUAGAAUAGAAAGUAAAAGUAAGAAGAGGAAAAAACAUACAUUCCUUGCAAUUGAUUCUGAAAACAGUUCUGACGAAGAUACAUUUCAAAUAAAGAAAGAAACUCCUACACAGAGGAAAACAAAAAAGACAUUUGAGCGAGAAGAAGUGACUAAAUUUAACGAAGACAAGAAGGUUAAGCAGAUUAACAAAACUAUACCUAACAUGAUUAAAGAGGAAAUCAUGCAAGAAUAUAAACCAGAGAAAUCUACUUCUUCGAAGAAGAAUAUACAGAAGAAGCUUAGAGAUCAUAGUUCAGAGAGUAGUGUGGAGGAAUUUAGUGAUCUAAAGUCUCACAAGAGAAUUUCAAAAAAGUUGUCUGUUGUCAAAUCCCAAGAUGAAAUCAAGAAUAUUAAGUUAGAAGAUGGAGAUGUUUCAGAAAUUGAAAGGAAGUGGAAGAAAAGCUUUUCAAAACGAAAGCAAUUGGAUGAAACUGACAGUUCAGUAGAUUUAGCGGAAGAUAAACAUGUAAAGAGUAAGAAUAUUUCGAAGAGACUGAAAACGACAGAUGUAGACAGCAAUGAGACACUCAUUAACAUUAAAAUGGAACCAUUGAAUGACCAAUAUAUCAGUGAAGUAAAUUACGAAAGGUCUCCCGAAAAGAAGAAACACAAAAAACAUAAACAUUCUACGAAACUGGUUCUUCCUAUAAGUGAUACGAAUGGAAAUGUUGAAAAGUCUUUUGGGAAGUGUUCAAGAAAGGACUCUGAAUCUCCAGUUCAGAAUAUAAGGACUGAUAGUUUUGAAAUUACUGAAAAAGCAUCAAAGAAAAUUUCUGAAUUAAAUCCUUUCACCUGUAAUUCUAAUUAUAUGGAAAAUGAUGAAGAUAAUAUGUUUAAGAAGAAACGAAAAAAGCAUUCAAAGAAGCUUUCAGAUGCAAGCGAGAUUAUAAUGGAUGGGUUCGAGGACAUUGUAAUGAAAAUAGAGAAAUCUAACGAUUCUUAUGACGACACGAUAGGAAAUCUUCAAAACGAUGAUGUGGAAGCUUCUUUACAUAAUAUAAAAAUAAAAAAGAAAGAAUUUAUAACGGACAGUGCGUCUGACGAAGAUCCGAUUGAUACGUGCAAUCAGAAUGUUAAACAGAAGAAUAGUAAAUAUUCUCCAAAUAAACAAGUAAAUGGAUCAGAAUGUGAUUUCAGCAGAGUCAAAGUUAAAAUUGAAGACUGUAGUGAUAGCUAG